AUGGGACAACGCUCUCGAUUUUGUCGAACCGCUAAAAUCUAUGUACUUGAUGCAAGUACUUUGCGUUGCAGGUAUACGAUAACAAAGUACAAAUUCUUUGAAUUGUUAUGCGUGAAAUUGGAGCCGGGACCGCUGCACGACAACGAUUUCGCCGUCGAGGAAUUGGUCGAAUGCCUUAAAGAUCUCGAACAUAUCUGCCCAACGCCUGAAGAUUAUCGCCACCUUUGCGCACUGCUCACACUGCCGAAACUCUCCGAUCACGCAGAAUUCAAGAACUGGAACCCGUCGUCAGCGAGAGUGGAAUGCUUUCACAAGGUGAGCCCAUUAACGAUCUGCGGUUACCAAUAG
Ostertagia ostertagi is the source of this 348-nucleotide messenger RNA. NCBI's taxonomy places the organism in Eukaryota, Metazoa, Nematoda, Chromadorea, Rhabditida, Trichostrongylidae. The record is from the annotation of a GenBank genome assembly.